CAACCCAUCUAAAUAACAUAGACACAUAACAGCCGCCAGAUCAAGAAUUCAAUCAAUACACCCACAAUGCAACUGUACCAACUUGGAAUCGUAGGUGUCGUUCUGCUGGGAUUUCUGGCGUCCAGCCUUUUCACGAUCUCCAAGAAACUAUCCUCUCUACGAGAACCGCUUGCGGUAUGGAACACGGUGCACAGCCUAGAUGUAUUGCCGCUCCGAAUGCGUAGCUGGAUAUAUUCUCUUCUAGUCGGGAUUGCGAAUCCGUAUUCACGAUCAAUCAACGUUCGAAUCACAGAGGUUCAAAAAGGAAUAGUUUGUGGUAUCAUGAAGGAAACAAGAAGUACGUCGAAUCGAUUCAAGUGCGUCCAUGCUGGAGCGCUAGUCACUUUCGGAGAAACUAUCGGCGGCCUUGCACUAUUCACCCAUCUCGGAAAGAAAGAUCGAGCCAUUUUGACAAACAUCAAUGUCGAGUAUAUAAAAGCUGUAAGAGGACUUUUAACAGCGAGUUCAGUUGUACCAGCUUUCACAGACACCACGACCGAUAAAAUCAUUACUGAAGUCAUCAUCAAAAACGCGGCAUUCGACACAGUGGCAAAACUCACGUUGACAUGGAAAACAGAUCUCAAGGGCGAAUAAUAGCAAGAGCAAUGACCCGGAUAUAUGCUGCCUUCUUCUCACAACGCAACAGAGUUCUUAUGUCCUUAUUGUUGUAUAUGAUGCUUGCUUUUAUUUUGUGAUGGUUUCCCA
Messenger RNA from Gamsiella multidivaricata, 744 nucleotides. RefSeq lists its product as uncharacterized. The transcript has 3 exons. The record is from RefSeq and is a predicted model, not a curated record. The coding region runs from base 67 to 633 and encodes 188 amino acids. NCBI's taxonomy places the organism in Eukaryota, Fungi, Mortierellomycota, Mortierellomycetes, Mortierellales, Mortierellaceae.